AUGUCCACCAACAAUGUCAAAGACUCAAUGUCAAUGUUCUUUGACGACGAGUUUAACCCUUCCACAUAUAUUGAUAAACUAGUUACUUCAGUUACACUGCAAAACCCAUCAUCAUCAUCAACUACAGCCACACCAUCAUCAACGUAUUCCAAACAAUCACUAACAAAAUUAUCUCAUACGAUUAAUCAGUUGAUUACCCACUUUGACUACUACAUCAAUGACAUAGCCAAUAAUAGCCUUAAAGAAAAGCUUGAAAUGUUGGAUAAAUCAAGUUCAUUGAUUCACACUCUGUCUUUAACUCAAGAUGGGAGUGAGGAACAAGACGGUACUUCGAGAUUACAAUAUCAUUUAAAUAUUCUUGACAACUCGAUAUUGUCACUACAAUCGGAACUUGUAGAUAUCAACAAGACCAUAGAAUCGAAUGAAGGUAUCAAUAAUGAAGCAGUACAGACCCUAAUUCAGUUGAAAUUGGUCAAGGAUAAUUUAAUAACUGUGAUUGACGUAUUGGAAACGAUAAAUAACUCGCUAUCAAAAGUAAAUGAGAAUAAGCUGGCGUAUACGGUGGAGGAAUUCCAGCUGAUACUUGAUGAACUAUUGUCUAGUAUUAAGCAACAGUUGGGCACUAGUGGAAGAGGAGGAGACCAAACGGUGUUAUUAACCCAUGUCGAUAAGUUGAUUCAGUUGCAAAAUGUGUUUCAAAAUUUAAACAACUUCAACCCUGUGUACAAGAGGUUCAUUUCCAAGUUGGUUACAGAACGAGAUACAUAUUUGAAACGCUUAAAUACAUAA
This is a messenger RNA of Lodderomyces margitis, 789 nucleotides long. RefSeq names its product Golgi transport complex subunit. Bases 1 to 789 code for a protein of 262 amino acids. Lineage: Eukaryota; Fungi; Ascomycota; Pichiomycetes; Serinales; Debaryomycetaceae. The transcript has a single exon. The record is from RefSeq and is a predicted model, not a curated record.